Molecule: messenger RNA, 3200 nt
Organism: Branchiostoma floridae (Florida lancelet)
Lineage: Eukaryota; Metazoa; Chordata; Leptocardii; Amphioxiformes; Branchiostomatidae
Product: N-acetyltransferase 9-like protein
Exons: 7
Coding region: 86-718 (210 amino acids)
Biological process (GO): protein acetylation
Molecular function (GO): N-acetyltransferase activity
Source: RefSeq, a predicted model, not a curated record
GGUGAACCAUUUAGGUCAGGGGUGAAUCGUUUUUUGUUGAUGGAGAGUGGAGAGGCCUAGAGGGAGGAGGAAGAACUGAAAGGAGAUGAAAAUCAACGAAAAUACGUUGCUAGAAGGGAGCAGAAUCGUAUUGGUGCCGUACAAGAAGCAACAUGUGCCAAAGUACCACGGUUGGAUGCAGUCAUCAGAGCUGCAGGAGCUGACAGCAUCAGAACCACUAACCCUGCAGCAGGAGUAUGAGAUGCAGAACAGCUGGUGGCAGGACCAGAACAAAUGCACCUUUAUUGUACUUGACAAGACCAGCUGGCAGUCUGCAGAGAAAACAGAAAUAGACAGCAUGAUAGGAGAUGUCAACUUGUUCUUCACCAAUCAGGAGAGUCCUACUGAAGCUGAGAUAGAGAUCAUGAUAGCAGAGCCCACCAGUCGCAGAAAAGGGUCAGGAAGGGAAGCUCUCACAACCAUGAUGGCUUAUGGUGUACAGGAGCUUGGAGUGACAGAGUAUGUGGCUAAGAUUGGCUACAGUAACCAUGGGAGCUUGUCUCUGUUCCACAAACUGGGUUUCACAGAGGUGUCCAGAAGUGAUGUAUUUCAGGAGGUUACGUUACACCUGCCCAUAUGUGAUGACAUCAGGACCAGGCUGGAGCAGGAAACCUCACACAUUAGUAAACACAUGUAUGGAGACCUCAGUACAUACACAUAUGAAGAUCACAGUAGAUAACACAUGUGGAAUGUGUGAGAAUGCCCAGCCAUGGAUUAUAAUACAGACUUGUGUGAUGAUUCAUACAGACUUGUAAUAGCCGCUUUAUGGCGCAAUACAACAGUCUCGAUUCAGGUUCAAUUAAAUCAAAUAAAGGACUUGAAAACGUGUUAUUUUUCUUCGCUUCAUGAUGAAAUUACAUCAGAUGAAUUACAGAGUCUGACUCAUCGUAAAAUAGUAAGAAUUUGCGUUUUAGGUAUAGUACGUUAAAAAAUGCAUUGUACCCAGUCUGUGUUCUACAAUGAUACUAAAUUCUGUGCAAUGCAAACUCUGCUGUCCGAGGCUGUAACUGGCCACUACCCGCAUGUUGGGCCUACAGCUAUAAGCAAGAUUUAAUCAAGCUUCAUUGUACCGGGUUUCAUCACACACUGGUUGGUUCUGCAGUUCUUGUACACAACUCAGACAUUAAGUCUGUUAAAACGAUAGAAGUCUUAGACAGAGAGUUAUUGAAGAAUGUAAAAUGCAUUUUGCACAUUUGAGAUGCAAUUUGUAUUCAGUUGAAAAUAAUUUAGCUGUCACAAAUAAAAAGAAUAAUACAUUUUUACACAAACCAUGCAAUUUUUGAGUUAUUUCCUUUCACCAUAUCAUACAUUAAAAAAUACUUUUAAUAACCACAAAAUUCAGACAUCAGAGAAAUGUUUUCCUGAAGUGAAUUCAGGUCAUUUAUUGUAUUCAAUAUGCCAACUACAUUCCAAUAUUAGGCAUCAUAGCAUCGCACACAGUCUACCAGUAAUCCAACAUAUUUGAAGUUCCUUACAACAAAACUGGCCUUUUUUGGCUACACCUCAGGAGUAGUGCCUUCCUGAUUGUUUUCAGCCAUAUGAAAUUUUAAUCAUUUUAAACUAAUGAUUUGCUUCAAGAUAAUUUAAUAUUAUACAACAUGAUUUUUAGUAUAGAAAUUGCCAUAAACAUCAACCAAAAAUGUUUAAGUGAAUAGUUAUUACGUAAUAUUAGCAAGGCACUGAUUGUCCAAAAAUUGGGGCAAUAAAAAAGGCUGAUAUGGAACACACUGGAAGUAGUUAUUUAAAAGCAUUUUCAUGUAAAGAAAAUGUCCACAGUCAAAAAGCUAGGAUUCAAUGCCAGGCAGAGUUUUCUGUAUCUUUACAACUUGUGACAUACAUUAUAUAUCUUUCAUCAGUGUUAUAUAAUAAAAAAAGGACAAAACUUAACUCUACUUUUGCUGUCUGGGGGUAACAAAUGUCAAGUGCAUAGAGUUGAGAGAUCAAAUACAUAUACUUAUACAAUUGAGAGCCUAAUUUGGCAAUAGUAUUUUGAGAGCACAGUAGAACACCAAGUUGCUUUGAUUCAGAGAUACCAUAUUCUAAAAGAACAGACUUUUAGUUCAGUCUAAGAAUUGUACAAAAAGAAGUUCAGCACACUCAGAAAGGAUUUGCUGAGAGAAGGCUAACUUUUAACCAACACUUCAAAUCUUUGGGACUUACCUACAGAAUGGUCCCUUUUGCAGCUUACUGUAUUUCCAGAAUGUGAUGUUUGAGUCCACAUGACUGAAGCAAUGGGUCGUACCUACCAGAUAACCUGUGUCGCCCCCCGUCUUUGCUCAAGGUGGGCUGGUUAACUUGAAUGUACACUGCCUCCUUCAAUUCUCUUGCAAAGAAACCUGGUUGCAAAUCUAGGAAACUUACCCAUUGCUGCAGUAACAUGACUUCAACGUUCAGCUGAAAAUUUGGUAAUUCCCAUUUAUUUAAUUUAAAAUGGGUUAGGCAAAGUUUAAUCUUCUUUCAUAAUGCCAUUUAUCGACACGUAUAACCUUUCAUGCUAAAAUAGACAUGAUAUGCUUUGCAUGCCAAAAGUAAUACUCAAUAUACUAGCCAGAAACACUGGAAUAUUAUCAAAUAUUCAACUUACAAACCUUAUAGGUCACAGAGAGUAUAGCAAAACAACACACUGAAUUAUACCAGUUCAUAUGCAAUACUUUAUUUCAUAUAAAGAGAUUUGGAAUGUUUACGAAAUAAGAUUGUACAAAACUUUCUUUUUCAAAUAUUAAAGCACAUUUCAUCAUGAUUAUAACUGUUACAGUUUAUAUUUGAUGUUUAGUCUGAGAGAAAAAAACUACUAUUUACUUCUGUGGCAACUGCGAAGUGAAAGCACUUAGUAUACCUUAUAUAUACAAAAUGUAAAAUGGAAGUCCCAACUUUUGUCCAUAUUUGUAAUGUAAUGUAUAAGAAAUGUCGUUAAGAUGAUAUAUGUUACAAAGGCAUACAAUAAAAAUCUAUUUUUAGGCCAGUAUUCACAAGUUUAGUGUGACUUCAGGGAACUGGCCAAGAGGGUUGAACCAAUGGAGCCGCAUUCUCACAAACAUUGUUGGUUCAACUGUUGUAUUGUUAGGUGCUACAUUGUGACAGCAGUGCAGGGCUGCCCCCUUGUAAUUGAUAUACAAACUGCAGCCUAUAAACACUUGAAACUGUCCAGCCCUUUGAAAAAC